AUGCAAUCUGCUGCAGGGGUGUUUAUCGACUCACAACAAAAAUAUGCACAGGAGAUUGUGAAAAAGUUUCAGAUGGAGAAAUGCAACUCUGUUGGCACGCCAACUGAACCUGGGCUGAAGUUGAUGAAGAAUUCUAGAGGAAAGAAGGUAAACAACACUUUGUACAAGAAAAUUGUGGGGAGCUUAAUGUAUUUGACUGCCACCAGGCCUGAUAUAAAGCAUGGGGUCAGUUUAGUAAGUCGGUAUAUGGAGAAUCCAACAGAAGAGCAUUUUCUAGCAGCAAAAAGAAUCUUUCUUUACUUGCAAGGCACUAUUGAUCUGGGAAUUUUCUACAAGAAGGGAGAACAGUCAAGUCUAAUUGGGUUUACAGAUAGUGACUAUGCUGGUGAUAUAGAUGAUAGAAGGAGUACAUCUGGACAUGUGUUUGUGAUGGGUACAGGGACCGUUUCAUGGUCAUCAAAGAAGCAGCAGGUUGUUUACUCUAUCCUCGACUGA
Rosa chinensis is the source of this 495-nucleotide messenger RNA. Its product is annotated as secreted RxLR effector protein 161-like. NCBI's taxonomy places the organism in Eukaryota, Viridiplantae, Streptophyta, Magnoliopsida, Rosales, Rosaceae. Bases 1 to 495 code for a protein of 164 amino acids. The transcript has a single exon. The record is from RefSeq and is a predicted model, not a curated record.